GGAGGAGGAGGAGGGAGAGUUUGACGGCCCUAUGUAUGGGAAGGGGCGUGCAAAAGUCAAAGCAGGUGUAUAGCGCUCAGUACAUAAAGCAUAUGCUACAGUACAUGGCUUCCUGCGAAUUAUGUCUCGGUGAUAUGCUGAUAUCUGACAGGAGGAAGUACGCUACAAGGUCGAUUGGCUAAUGGUUUAUGGGGACGGAAGCGGCGCGCGGUUUAGAAUAACUAAGGGUAGUUAUGGGUUUGUUGGAUAUGACAGGAGUGACAUUUGGGCCGAAAGCUCGUGGUUCGUAAGCAUGUUGCAUGAGGCACGUGGCUGGAGCAGGUAGUCCUGGACCGGGCGUGGCUCAUGACAGGAUCGCGCGCGAAUCGUUUGGACUUGCAACGUCUUUAUGAAGACCCACCCGUGUGGGUUCUGAACAACAGGGACUUUUUUUACAUGUGAGUCGGCAUCCUUUCACCAGGGCAAGUACGCAAACAGCUUUGAGCUGUUAGUACCCAUACCAUAGUUCAUCACGUUACUUGUCAAAUGGCUUCCUUUGACGUUCUUGCGUGGAGACAUCUCCGUCGUGCAGGUCGUUCGUCCCCGAACUCUCGCGAGACGCCCAUGUACCUCACAGCUGGUUCUAGGGUCACACAUUCCAAUACGUCUCUGUGUGCUAUAUACUACAUUCUAAAUAGUAACGUUUGAUCCCUGAUAUCCUUGCUGAUGGUGCUGCAUGCUACCUGCCUGAAGCCCGACCUUAGGAGUUAACUGGCGCUGCAACUUGGUAGGCUAUGCCAUUCCUCAGGCGCUGCCUUAAAGGGGUGGACGUGUGAGCUCUGGGGCGUUAGGGGCCCGGGGCUCGCGAUUUCCAACCCGGAAGCUUCCAAUUUGGCGUAGCCCAGAACUCCAUGCCGCUACUGCAAUGUCGGGCCAGAGUUACUACGAGCUUCUUGGCUUAAGCACUAUUGCAACAGAUAACGAAAUCCGCCGAGCCUAUCGCCGCUUGAGUUUGCAAUGGCAUCCCGAUAAGCGUAAGGAGGUGAAGCCGGGGGCAGACGAGAUCUUCCGCCUCAUCCAAGAGGCGUACGAGACCCUCUCCUGCCCGGAGAAGCGACUCCUCUACGACUUCGCAGGCGCUUUCGCAGCCCUAGCCGAUGUCACGUCCAUCCCAUCUCUCUCGCCCAUCUCCGCGGCCCAAGCCCGACAAAAGCAGCAGCAGCAGCAACACCAACAACCAACAACAGCCGGCGCCCAGGCCGCCACCUUCGCCUCCUUCCCUCGUCCCUCCAGCUGGGACGACCUCUCCCCCUCCCACCUCCACGCGCCCUCCUCCAACUCCCUCUCCGCCUCCACUCUCUCCUCCUCCUGCCCCUCCUCCGACCUCACUUGCAUCUCCUCAAGCCCCAGUCCCAACCCCAACCCCAUGUCCGCUGCCGCUGCCGCCGCCGCCGCACCAGCCCAUGCCGCCACCUCCGCCUCCCUCUCCAUCUCGCCGCCCACCACAUUUUGUAGCCUACAGCUGUUCCCAGCUGCUGUUCACGAACCCACGAACAGAAGCAACACCACCAACACCAGCAGCACUCCUCCGGGUCCCGCCAGCAGCCCCGCUGUGGUGAGCCCCGGCAUGCUGCUCGGCAAACGCCGGGCGCCAGGUGCCGACUCCUCUCUAGCUACCGCCGCCACCGCCGCUGCUGCUACUGCUGCCACUGCUGCUGCUACUGCUCCCGCCGAUCGUCAUCAUCUCCCGGAUGUCGCCCCUUCACUUGCACAUCCACAACACCAUCCACAACACCAGCUAUCGGCACGACCCCAGCCCCUGCACUCAUGCGCUGCAAUGCAACCUGCCCUAGCCCACCAAUACCAUUCCUUACAUCAGCAGCAACUGCAGCAGCAGCAGCAGCAACACCCCCAUCCCCACCACCCCGCUGCUGACGUGGUGCACCGCCUGAUGCUCACAUUGGAGGAGCUGUACAGCGGUUGCGUGAAGCAGUUGCGGUUAGCGCGGCGGGUGUACGGAAGCUGCAACGGAACUGCUGAUGCUAGUGCUGCUAAUGCUGGUGCUGCUGCUGGUGCUGCGGGUGCUGGCGGUGAAGGUGGUACGGCAGCGGCGGCGGCAGCAGGAGUGGGUUGUACGGCAGCGAAUGGUGGUGGUGGUGGUGGUGGUUGUACGGCGGGUUGUACGGCAGCAGCAGCGGUGCUUCCCGGGGAGGCUGUGUCCUGUCGCCGAGUGGAGGAGUUGUUCCGAGUGGUGGUGCAGCCGGGGUGGAAGGAGGGCACCCGGGUGACGUUCCCAGGCAAGGGCAACCAGCUGCCUUGCGGCUCCCGAGGUGACAUGGUGCUGGUGGUUGCCCAGGCAGCCCACACCACCUUCAUCCGCCGCGGCAAUGACCUGCAUGCAACGGUGGAGGUGCCGCUGCUGCAGGCACUGACGGGCGGCGCUGCGGCGCUCACCACCCUGGACGGACGGCGACUGGAGUUACGACUGGGACCGGCAUGUCUGCAGCCGUUCAGCCAGCGGGUGGUGAAGGGGGAG
Molecule: messenger RNA, 2515 nt
Organism: Astrephomene gubernaculifera
Lineage: Eukaryota; Viridiplantae; Chlorophyta; Chlorophyceae; Chlamydomonadales; Astrephomenaceae
Source: the annotation of a GenBank genome assembly